Paramormyrops kingsleyae is the source of this 2190-nucleotide messenger RNA. Its product is annotated as transmembrane protein 236-like. NCBI's taxonomy places the organism in Eukaryota, Metazoa, Chordata, Actinopteri, Osteoglossiformes, Mormyridae. The record is from RefSeq and is a predicted model, not a curated record.
CAGUUGGCGAGUGGGCAGCACGUCAGCAGUUUCGACAUCCUGCAAGAUGAGCACGCCACUGCGGAAAGUGGCAGGAAUUGGCCACCCUUGCCGAAAUUGGUCAUAUUUUCUGGAAAGCUUGUGGUGAAUUUAAAUGAGUAUAUCUUAGUGCCAUAGUUUGUAUAAUGUAUAGUGUUGUAUGGAUCAGACCAUGGGUGUUGUUAGGUCCGAUCACCCGGGGCUACAGCCCCGAGUAUUUUAGCUCUAAUGCCAAUCGUCCUUCAAAAACACAUGUCCCAGGUAAACUCCCUUGGAUCAGGCAUUGUAGUUUUAGUUAUAGCUGUCAUGUGACUGUCAUGUGACCUAUGCUUGGGAUCAGUCAAACCUUCACCCUCAGCAGACCCUACUGUGGUUGGGAUGCCUCUCUCAUCGAGUUUCCAAAGCACAUCACAGAGCGGCAAUGCAUCCGUGUCGUGUCCUUUCCUCUGAUCCGUGAUGAAAAGAAAGUCACACGGUGUUCGACCCCUGCAUUCAGCCAGGAAACACCUGUUGGAGAACCGAGAGUCAUGGGAAAAACAGCCUUCGGCCUUAUGAGACCCAAUUAGGUUUUGUGACUCAAUAAAAACACACUAACCAUAAACUAUAUGACAUCUAGCACUGGUGGUAGAGGAGUAGGGUGAGUGCUGGACAGGAAGAGAAUAUGAUUGCAGGUCCAGGCAUUGCAGAGGAGCAGAGCUCCAAUGGGCGUCUUAUAGAAACAGGUUCUUGUGUUUGUCUUUUGUGCACGGAUGGCCAGCAUGGUGUCUGGGAAGAAGGUGAAGUUGGUGCUGUUGGAGGUCCUGCAACUGGCUGGACUGAGCGUACCCGUACUGGUGGUGAUGGAGCGCUUUGCCUCCCUCAUUUCCCAGCUGAAGAGUGACGAGCAGCCACCCGGAGACCAGAGCACCGCGUACUGGCUGAUCGUCGCCGCCUCCAUCGCCUACGUCGCCACGGUGACCCUGCUGGUCUGGCUUCCCGCAAAGUGCCUACUGUACCGCCGUUCAGGACCGUUCUGUGAGAGGACCACCUGGAGACCGGUGACCCUGGCAUAUGUCAUCCUGUCUACCUUGCCAUGCUUCGCCUUUCUCAUCGCCAGCUCCCAGGUACAGGUUCAUUUUAACAAACUGUAUGACACCUUCUGUGAGCUCCCCGCGUCCCUGAUUCUGCUGUCCCUGAUUGCGGUUGAUAUCGUGGAGAGGAUUCGGCCAUGCCGGCUCACGGGGUCAGAUGAUUUGCUGAUGGACGCUUGUUUCCUCUGCCCCAUGGUAACGCCCCUGGAGCAAGUUUCCACUGUGACGGGCCAGCUCGACGCCCCUGGAGACCGGAGCUGGGCUGGAGAUGGACCUGGAGCCAAUGGAUGGGCGGCUGCCCACAGUCUGGCCACCGGGCGGCAGAGCUCCGCGGCUGCCAGCGAGGCCUGCUGGGAGGGACCUCUGGGCCGGCUCUGCGCGGCAGACCUGCGUGCUGAGCUCGUCGUCCAAGCCUUUCUGUUUUGGCUCGAUUCUGCCGAGAUGCUGAGGGUGGUGGCCUUGCCCCCCGUCUACCUGUCCGGCUGGGUCUUCCCUAUCUACAUCGUCAGCUACCUGUCGUCCUUACGUGUCGUGGCUGCACCGCACAGCCCCUGCCUGUCAGCUAUGGGUGUCUGGCUGCAGGACCUGCCCUACCUCAUCCUGCGGGUCAGCCUGACCGGCACCUUCGGCCUGAUCACCCCCGUGCUCUACCUGGUGAAGAACCUUCUGGUGACCUUGGCCUUCAUAUACUUCAAUUAUAUCACCAAGCUAAAAAUCUUCAACACGGGACAUAUGUUCUGAUCCCCCCCGUGGUGGGGGGGGGAGGGGCGUAUUUUGAGUGCAAAGCAAACUUGCGGUUGGCUGUCUGGGUGAUGAUUCCUCUUUUUGUAUUUGUUUAUUUUGUUUUGUUCAGGAUAUGCUGUAUACUCAGGGAGAGUAUACUCAGAGAGUUUGAAAUUGGGGGGAGGGGGGGCACAGCUUAAUAAUGUAAAUGCAAAGGUCUAUUUAUUAGGGGUGGUGAUUGAAGCCAAAAUAAAUACCGGGGGUAUACACGUCCCCCUGGCUGCUCUGCCCCUGUGUGCUGUAUUGCUUGAAACCUGCAUGUUAUACACGUCCCCCUGGCUGCUCUGCCCCUGUGUGCUGUAUUGCUUGAAACCUGCAU